AUGUAUGAAGAUUCCUGGUACAGUUUUGUACCAGAAACCACUUCUAGAAAAGACGAAACAAUACCCCAGAAUACAAAACAUCGUCGUCGCGAGUCCUUAUUGAAACAAACAAAUGGUGCGGAUCACAUUUCUGAACCUUCCGACCCGAUUUUAGAACUUUUUGAAGAGAGUCAUGUUCUUAAAGGUCCGCCUGAAGCUACACUGGCUAGAAGAGCCAAAUCAUAUAGCGAUUUUUAUGAUAUUGCUGUCAGCUACCUUGGCAAGGAGCCCAAGUUAGAAACCCCCGGGGAUGUGUUCGGAACUUUAGAAAGUGAGGCGGCAAAUUCCUCCGUGGAAAAUCAGUAUGAAAAGUGUGAGGAUGAUCUUCUAGAUGCGAGUCAAGAGGAGUACCAGCUGUACAGAGACCAGCUAGCCCUCUCGGAACGGCACCUGGACAACAUCCUUGGUGAUACAUCAUCCGCCUUGGAUUUGCUGGCCACCCUGUCUGAGUCCUUUAAAUCCGUCGAGUCCCAGACCACAGCAUUUCAAGCUCAGUGCGAGGAUCUAUUGACUGAGCAGAAACGUCUCCGCAGUCUGGCUGAUGAGAUUGGACUAGAGUUGCAGUAUUAUGCAUAUCUAGAACCCCUCACUCGGCGUCUGAAUGCCCCUGGAGCUGGAAGAUUGGUCAGAAGUGACGACUUCCUAGAUAUGCUAAUGAACUUGAACACAUGCAUUGAUUUCAUGGACCAACAUCCAAACUACCGCGACUCAAACGUCUACAAGACUCGUUACACAUCUUUACUUGAGAGAUCCCUAAAUCUCAUACAGAUGUCGUUUUCAUCCGCUCUUCGGGAGGUUACGGACAAUGUCAAUAAGCAGCUCAAAGUCAAAGACCAGACAGAGACGGCAGAAUACAUCCUGCUCUACGGCCGAUAUGAAACUGUAAUAUCGGAUCUUGGGCCCCAGCUCGAGAGGAUAUUGAGAACGGCAGAGUUCGCAUUUAAUGAUGUUUCAAACUCAAACAACUCAAGUCCAUACAUCCAGCAGUGGCACGAGCUCUACAGACAACUCGUUGAAAUCUAUAUCAAGAGUCGUGAGCCAGUUGGCCCCUUGGUCUUGAAGAAUCUUCGGAAUUUUGCCGCCAACGUUCCAAAACCAGACACAGACUUCAAGUCUUUUGCAAGGCGUUGUGUUCAGUAUGUCUUCGAUAUUUGUCACAAUGAAUUGAAUCUUGUGGAGAAGGUAUUUCAGGAUGGACCUCAUUGGAACAAGAGCAGCCAGUUAUUGGAGAGGCUGGAGCAAAAUCGAUUGUCACAUGUCACUACGCUUUCAACCUUCUUGACGCCGUAUUUAAGCAAUGGUGACUUGACGCACAUUUGCACUCUGACAAGUUGGUUGGAAACAGUAUACCUGACCCCUGCCGAUGGUGACUUGGACGGUGAUCAAUUCAAGGAGGUUAGAAAGCUAACAGCGCAUGUCCUACUUGACAAGCAUCUAUGGCCACUGUCUGAUACACUCUUCCUCAAGGCUGCAGCAGAGAUUGAGCACUACAAGCCAACUUCCGAUGAUCUCAAGAUUACUUCAGAACCCUCCAGCUCUGUUGAGGAUAAGAGAUCUACACUUGAUAGCAAAGCACAUGAUGACCAAGAUACUCCCUCUUUGGCGAGUCCAGGAAUGUCAAGUGCUUUCCCAACUGUCAGAACUGCUGUCAAACUGUUAAUCAUGUACAACGAUGCAGUAUACGACAGACCCAAAACUGGUGAUGUGCUCUAUGAGAUCGUCCAUCAAGCCACAGAAUCUCUUCAAAAGGCCGCAACAACAAUUAAACGCAAUGCAACCAUUAUGGACGCACAGCUGUUCCUGAUCAAGAAUCUCAUGCUUAUAGAAAAUCUCUUCAUGACCCAUGAGAUCCCAGACUCCGUCCGCCAAUCCGCCGAGUUCGACUUCACGCCCAUCUGGGACACCAUCAAAGAACUCCAGGAUCGCAGGCAGCUUUUCAAUCCACUCGCCUACUUCACCCCUCUGCUCAAGGGCAAGCUCCUUCCAGCUGUCGUAGACCACCUCCUCGAUGCAAGAAAGGAGCUAGAAAAGGUCCUUGUGCAGCAAAUCACGGCUUUCACGAAACACUGGCAAGCAAGGCUGAGCAACAAGGAUCCUAAGAAGCAGACUUCGACUAGUAAGGCGUCUGCGGAACUAGAUAUUUUACUGAGAAAGGUCUUCGAUGACGAGACAACAAGGGCUGCGUUAUGGAAGAUGAUUAGAGCGGAAGACAACUAG
Molecule: messenger RNA, 2256 nt
Organism: Lachnellula hyalina
Lineage: Eukaryota; Fungi; Ascomycota; Leotiomycetes; Helotiales; Lachnaceae
Gene: Cog3
Product: Conserved oligomeric Golgi complex subunit
Exons: 5
Coding region: 1-2256 (751 amino acids)
Biological process (GO): Golgi organization; autophagy; intra-Golgi vesicle-mediated transport
Cellular component (GO): membrane; cis-Golgi network; COG complex
Source: RefSeq, a predicted model, not a curated record